UAUGAGUUGCGUCCAUAGAUUUGAUUCGCCCUUUGUGGGCAAUGGACGUAAAUUACAGGUCAUACAGUCCUAGAUUGAUUCUACCUUGGUUGGUGGUAGCCUGUUGCUGGGCAGGCAAGCGUCCAAGGAUCCCCAGAGACUACACUAUUAACGUUGCUUAACAGUAAUAGAUGGAUAUGCAUCUGACUCUUAUCUUGCUUUUUUUAUCGACAAAUGCGCUGUUAUUUCACAGUCAGAGCUGGCGCGCGUACAGGUUGCAUGAAGUCAAACAGCUACAACGUUACGGAUUUAUUUUCUCCCACACGCAGCCCCGGAAGCAGAAAUAUACCCUACUUGGGUUUUGUUUUGUUUGUUAGUGUCUGGAGUUGGAGAAGAGGUACAGCGUGCAUGGGGAGUUGUACCUUGGGAAUGGAAGAUGAACAUAUUUCUCUGAAUGUGUGUACGUGUGAAAUGCCGCGUUUUGUCAGCAGAUAUGACGAAGAGACAGUCUGCAAUCCAGCAGAAAUGCUUGAUAAAGUUGAGACAUCAGGCACAGAUUUUAUUCAAGAUGUCAGGGAAACAAAGAUCCAAACACCAGACGGUGACGGGAUUUUGGAGACGCACACACACAGGGUUGAGAGGACGGGUAGUAAAGAAAAUGUUGAGGGAUACAGUUUCAGAAAACCGACUGCAGUGGAUAUUUUGAGGAGGAAUUUCGGGACGACGAGAUCCCCUACGAAUUUCAAAAACAAUUCAGCAGAUGACCAAAAACACCCAGAGGAUGCCAUGGUAGAAAUAGUUUUAAAUGAACGAAUUGAUCAUGUGGACCUUGAAAAGUCAAGUGGCAGUGAAACGAAUGUAAAAGAGCAAAUCGCAGAUCACACAGAGGGAUUAACGUCAUCCGAUUUGAAUGAAGUUGAUGUAACAGAUUCUGACGAUAUUUGUGAACGUAGCAGGGUUGACGACGAUGUCGUACAGUUAAAGGAACAUGUUUACUGUACUGUAUACUGUAUUGCAAACGAUAACUACAGGAAACCGGCUGACAAUACCGGAGAACACCAAUAUAAUGGGGCGAUAACUCCGUCAAUAUCAAACGUCAUUACAAAGUCAUCCACAGAUUUGCGGCAGCAGAGCAAUUUGGAAAUGGGCCACCACACCGUUUCCGAUCCAUAUACGCUACCGAACCUGAUUGAUCCUAGAACUCUGAGCAACUUUUACAACGGGGAUUACAAUGAAUCAGUUGUUUUGGCAUGUCGCAUCUGUCUGGACGACACACACAUAAAGCCGUUAUUUUGUUGCAAGAAGGCUGUCUGUGAGGAAUGCCUGAAAAUAUACAUCAUUUCACAGGUCAGGGUGGGCAGAACGGACAUAGUGUGCCCCAUCACGGAGUGCAGUGGUUACCUGAAGGAGAGCCUGGUGGUGUCCCACCUGGGCAGCGAGGAAGUGGCCAAAUACAAAUACUUCCUGGAGCUGAGCCAGAUUGAUUCUAGCACCAAACCCUGUCCCCAGUGCAGCCAGUUCACCUCGCUGAAAGGACACACCCCCAGCAGGGCAGAGCACAAAUACAAGAUCCAGUGCACAAAGUGCCAGUUUGUGUGGUGCUUCAAAUGCCAUGCCCCCUGGCACGAGGACCUGAAGUGCCGGGACUACAGGAAGGGGGACAAGCUGCUGCGUCAUUGGGCCAGCAUCAUCGAGCAUGGCCAGAGGAACGCCCAGAAGUGCCCCCACUGCAAGAUCCACAUUCAGAGGACGGAGGGCUGCGAUCACAUGAACUGCACCCAGUGCAGCACCAACUUCUGCUACCGCUGUGGGGAGAAGUACCGCCACUUGCGAUUCUUCGGGGAUCACACAUCCAACCUCAGCGUGUUCGGCUGCAAGUACCGCUACCUUCCUGAGAAGCCCCACCUCCGCCGGCUGGUCCGGGGGUCCGUGUGUGUGAGUAAAGUGGUGGUGGCCCCUGUUGUCAUAGUCCUGGUGGUGGUUGUCGGAGCAGUAUCCAUGGUCAUAGGACUCGUGGCCUUUCCUAUCUUCUACAUCUGUAAGAAGAGACGGCAGCGCACCCAGUGUACUGGCCGUUGGCACUGAGCUGAGGACCAUGGCAGUGUGGUCAGGACCCUGCUCCAGAUACAAAGCCCAGGGAGGGGACACAGGGAUUUGGGGGGAGGGUUGGUCUCCAUCCACAGCCUGAGAAGAGCAAUGCUUUACAGUGGCCUUCUCUCUACUGCAUGUCUACCACAACACUGUCUGUGGCUCCUCCUCCAGCCUGUGGAUCUAAAGGCUCACAGAGCAGUCUACUCCUGUUCCGCCCCACUUACCUCCACAGUGUCUGGGCUCCUAUAGCAUGGCUAGUGAAACAGAAACACAUUGUAUAGAAUGGGAAAGAGUUACUGAAGACGUGUGGGUGAGUCUAUCACCAUUCUUUUGCAGACCCUGAGCACCUGCAUAUUUAUGACAUUUUCAGGGAUUUUAUUGUGGAGUGCACAUACAGGUAACUACCAAAAUGAAGGAAAAACUUAAGUAAAUGAGGUAUACAAAGUACAGUGCAUUCAGAAAGUAUUCAGACGCCAUCCCUUUUCCCACGUUUUGUUACGUUACAGCCUUAUUCUAAAAUGGAUUACAUAUAUUUUCCCCCCAUCAAUCUACACACAAUACCCCAUAAUGACAAAGCAGCAUUUUUGCAAAUGUAUAACAAAAAAACAACGUAUACGUUAUUUACAUAAGUAUUCAGACCCUUUGCUCUGAGACUCAAACUUAGCUCAGAUGCAUCCUGUUUCCAUUGAUCACCCGAUGGUCACUCUGACAGAGCUCCAGUGUUCGUCUGUGGAGAUGGGAGAACCUUCUAGAAGAAGAACCUUCUGCAGCACUCAACCAAUCAGGCCUUUAUGGAAAAGUGGCCAGACGGAGGCCACUCCUCAUUAAAAGGCACAUGACAGCCCGCUUGGAGUUUGCCAAAAGGCACCUAAAGGACUUUCAGACCAUGAGAAACAACAUUCUCUGGUCUGAUAAAAUCAAGAUGGAACUAUUUGGCCUGAAUGCCCAGCGUCACGUCUGGAGGAAACCUGGCAUCAUACCUACGAUGAAGCAUGGUGGUGGCAGCAUCAUGCUGUGGGGAUGUUUUUCAGCGUCAGGGACUGGGAGACUAGUCAGGGUUGAGAGAAAUAUGAACAGAGCAAAGUACAGAGAGAUCUUUGAUGAAAACCUGCUCCAGAGCAAUCAGUACCUCGGACUGGGGCGAAGGUUCACCUUCCAACGGGACACCGACUGUAAGCACACAGCCAAGACAAUUGCAGGAGAGUCCGGACAAGUCUCUGAAUGUCCUUGAGUGGCCCAGCCUGAAAAUAGCUGUAAUGUAAUGCUGAAAAUGCUCCCGAUCCAACCUGACAACCUGACAGAGCUUGAGAGGAUCUGCAGAGAAGAAUGGGAGAAACUCCCCAAAUACAGGUGUGCCAAGCUUGUAGCGUCAUACCCACGAACACUCAAUCGCUGCCAAAAUGCUUCAACAAAGUACUGAGUAAAGGGUCUGUAUACUUAUGUAAAUGUGAUAUUUCAUAGCAAAAAUGUUCUAAAGACCUUUUCUUUCUGUCAUUAUGGGGUAUUGUGUGUAGAUUGAUGAAGUGGAAAAUACUAUUUAAUCUAUAACAUAACAUAACUAAAUGUGGAAAAAGUCAGGGGCCUGAAUACCUUCCGAAUGCACUGAAUAUAGAAACCAGGUGCUUCCACACAGGUUUGUGCUGAACGGUUAGAACUUUUUGAAGUUGGGUUGGUUUCUGUUCGGUUUUUGAAAAAUAAUCACUGUUUUCUAUUUAUAUUUGUGUGGGUGGGGUAUGUGGGUUGAAUGCAGUAACACAACCUUUAAUCAAAUCAAAUGUAUUUAUAUAGCCCUUCUUACAUCAGCUGAUAUCUCAAAGUUCUGUACAGAAACUCAGCCUAAAACCCCAAACAGCAAGCAAUGCAGGUGUAGAAGUACGGUGGCUAGGAAAAACUCCCUAGAAAGGCCAAAACCUAGGAAGAAACCUAGAGAGGAACCAGGCUAUGAGGGGUGGCCAGUCCUUUUCUCACUGUGCCGGGUGGAGAUUAUGACAGAACAUGGCCAAGAUGUUCAAAUGUUCCUAAAUGACCAGCAUGGUCAAAUAAUAAUAAUCACAGUAGUUGUCGAGGGUGCAACAGGUCAGAACCACAGGAGUAAAUGUCAGUUGGCUUUUCAUAGCCGAUCAUUGAGAGUAUCUCUUCCGCUCCUGCUGUCUCUAGCGAGUUGAUAACAGCAGGUCUGGGACAGGUAGCACGUCCGGUGAACAGCUCAGGGUUCCAUAGCCACAGGCAGAACAGUUGAAACUGGAGCAGUAGCACGGCCAGGUGGACUGGGGACAGCAAGGAGUCAUCAUGCCAGGUAGUCCUGAGGCAUGGUCCUAGGGCUCAGGUCCUCCGAGAGACAGAAAGAAAGAGAGAAUUAGAGAGAGCAUACUUAAAUUCACACAGGACACCGGAUAAGACAGGAGAAGUACUCCAGAUAUAACAGACUGACCCUAGCCCCCCGACACAUAAACUACUGCAGCAUAAAUAAUGGAGGCUGAGACAGGAGGGGUCAGGAGACACUGUGGCCCCAUCUGAUGAUACCCCCGGACAGGGCCAAACAGGCAGGAUAUAACCCCACCCACUUUGCCAAUGCACAGCCCCCACACCACUAGAGGGAUAUUUUCAACCACCAACUUACCAUCCUGAGACAAGGCCGAGUAUAGCCCACAAACAGGAAGAUCACGUCAGCGACUCAACCCACUCAAGUGACGCACCCCUCCUAGGGACGGCAUGAAAGAGCACCAGUAAGCCAGUGACUCAGCCCCUGUACUAGGGUUAGAGGCAGAGAAUCCCAGUGGAGAGAGGGGAACCGGUCAGGCAGAGACAGCAAGGGUGGUUCGUUGCUCCAGAGCCUUUCCGUUCACUUUCACACUCCUGGGCCAGACUACACUUAAUCAUAUGACCUACUGAAGAGAUGAGUCUUCAGUAAAGACUUAAAGGUUGAGACCGAGUCUGCGUCUCUCCCAUGGGUAGGCAGACCAUUCCAUAAAAAUGGAGCUCUAUAGGAGAAAGCCCUGCCUCCAGCUGUUUGCUUAGAAAUUCUAGGGACAAUUAGGAGGCCUGCGUCUUGUGACCGUAGCGUACGUGUCGGUAUGUACGGCAGGACCAAAUCGGAAAGAUAAGUAGGAGCAAGCCCAUGUAAUGCUUUGUAGGUUAGCAGUUAAACCUUGAAAUCAGUCCUUGCCUUAACAGGAAGCCAGUGUAGGGAGGCUGGCACUGGAGUAAUAUAAUAAAAAUUGUUGGUUCUAGUCAGGAUUCUAGCAGCCGUAUUUAGCACUAACUGAAGUUUAUUUAGUGCUUUAUCCGGGUAGCUGGAAAGUAGAGCAUUGCAGUAGUCUAACGUAGACGUAACAAAAGCAUGGAUACAUUUUUCUGAAUCAUUUUUGGACAGAAAGUUUCUGAUUUUUGUAAUGUUACGUAGAUGGAAAAAAGCUGUCGUUGAAACAGUCUUGAUAUGUUUGUCAAAAAGAGAGAUCAGGGUCCUUUAUUCCACCAUCCUUUAUUCACAUUACUAUAAUACAAUAUUUCAGUUGUGUAUAAACAUUCUGGUCAUUAUAGUUAAUUACCGUGCUUUCUGCACUUAAAGAUGAUGAAUUUUGACCUGUGGAAAACUACACCUGUCUAUAACUUCCCACAGUUCAUGCUUGAUUUGCGCAUUGAGCUUGCAGAAAGAAAAAAAAAACGAAAUGAAAUUCUAAUAAUUGAACCGAUUUUCGGUCAAUUAGUUGUCUAAAAAAACGAAAUUAAAUGGAAAUGUCAGCUAAUCGCCCAGAACUAACACAGGUGUGGUUCCUGAGUUAAUUAAGCAAUUAACAUCCCUUCAUGCUUUGGGUAAAAAAAUGCCCAGUGCACAAUAUUAUUUUGGCUACCAUGGCUAGAAGAAGAGAUUUUUGUGACCUUGAAAGAGGCUCUCAAAGGAGCAUAGGGGGUGUAAAGGGUGUGUGUGUGUGUGUGUGUCAGUCAGUCACCAGAUCUCAACCUUAUUGAACACUUAUGGAACAUUUUGGAGCGACGCCUGAGACAACGUUUUCCACCAAAUCAUGGAAUUUAAUUGUGGAAAAAUGGUGUCGCCCAACGCCCUAUUCAGACUCUAUGUUGGUGUUUCCUUUAUUUUGGCAGUUACCUGUAGAUAGUUACACACAACAAGCAAUUGAUUUGUAAAUUUUUUAUGACCAUUCCCUAACUGCCCUGUAAGUGGUGCUUGUGUUUUAGGUUCCAUUCCAUACACAUACACACGUUCAGCCACUUCCAUCCCUGCCAACCGCAGAGUGCUGUACCCAUACACACACUGGUAUUUGCAUCGUCAACAAAAUACAUUUGUUUUUUUCAUGUUGGGAAAAAGCGCUGUUGAAAUAACUCCUGUUUGAUGCCCAGUAACGAUGCCGCAAUAUAUGUGUUUGUUUUGAAAAUGUACAUUUGACACAUUUUCUGCCUCCUUCAAUGGUCAAUAUCAGAUGUCUGCUGUGAGAAUAUAUCUAAAACCCAUUCAAUUAAAACAUGGAUGUCUAUGGAGGACGGACAGAGAGAUGUACAGUAAGAUCUAUGAUAGAGAAGCCAUGGUUUUGUUAUUUACUCUGAGGAGCCUAUUUAAGGAACUCACUUUCAAGCUCAACUAGAUUGCAUGAAACAAUCACUUUCCCAUAGUCGUCCAUUAUUUAAAUCUAGUUGGAAGUGUCAUACAGUACAUGCUAUAUGUUUAUGAAUGUGUCUAUGACGUUCAUAUUAGUCAUGUCGGGGGUUUCUGUUCACAUCAAAUGUAUAAGCACGGUGUCUUGAUAUCAUUAAUAAUAAACCAUAGUCCAUUCUCAAUUUGAAUUUGAAACACUGAUUACAAUAGGGCAUGUUUAAUUAAACUUUCUCUCUAAUUCAAUUUGGGCACAACAUCAGUAAAUUAAAAAAAUAAAUAAUAAUUGUAUCACAGCUGACAAUCAAAUGUCUCUUAGACUUUUUUCCAGUGGCCUUUGAUGUAAGUACCCUUUUGAAAGGCACACAAUGGGCCUGGAUCUGUGCCAGUGAAUAGUGGAUUCUCUGCAGCUUUAAAGGUUGUAACUUGGCAACAGUGGGCCUGUCCACCUCUCCCCUAUCUACCCAAUCUUCUCACCAUGGCCACUGUAUUUAUCAGACAUUCAGACACUGCAUUGAUUCAUGUGUUAUUAAUACCACAUAAUAUGGUGAGGAUGAUGAUGGAGAUGGAUGAAAGCUUGGUUACUACUUCACUCUAGUUACUGUGAGUUACCACAAUGUCAAAGGUCAUGAACAGAAUUUGAAAUCUAUGAGGCUUUUGUAAUUGUUCUCAGGGAGCAUUCUGUUCACGUUCUCCACUGCUGUCUUUCCCUGCAUGCCCCUUUAGCUCCACUGUGCUACAUGAUCAAAGCCUGACACACAAAUGGUUUGUUUUUGUUUUUUAAGGAUUUUAAAGAUAUAGCUUACCAGAAACCAGGUAUGAUAUCACCAUUGUUCUCAUCAAGUAAUCACCUGGAUAUAAUAUAUUAAAAUGCCAUUGUUUGAUGACACUUUUAGUGUAUACAUGUUACCUUUUAACCUGACACAUUGAAUUGACAUCUGGGCAGGUGGGUGAUUCACCUCUGAUGUCUGAACUUGCCCAGGGGCUUAUCGGCUGGCUGAAGUCCCUAUUAAAGCCAUUGAGGUGUUGUUACCAUAAAGAUUACCUGGUGCCUUUACAAAGAUUAUUGAUAUAUGCUUGAUCUCCAAGAAGUGUUACUCCUGACUUUAAAGAGAAUCUCAUCUCUGCUCCAAAAAGGUCUGUAGCUUGCACAACUGAAAUUGUCAAUUUCUCCUGAUCUAGAUAUAAAUUAUCUAGUAGUUUAAACUAAAGCUACAACAACACAGAUAGUAGUUUUUCAUGUAUUGGUUGGUUUAUGAAAAUCAAAUGCACAGAUUUGUAUUCUACUUUUGUUUGUGGGUCUUCGAUGCUGCUGCACCACUAUCUUCUCAGUUCGUGUAAUUCAUGUUUUGCAGAAAAGGAAUGUAUGUUUUUAUCAGAUGGAAUUGUGGAGUUAUUAAACAGUGAUGGUUGAAAUGCCAAAAACAUC
Messenger RNA from Salvelinus fontinalis (brook trout), 8105 nucleotides. Its product is annotated as E3 ubiquitin-protein ligase RNF217-like. Gene Ontology annotation, biological process: protein polyubiquitination; ubiquitin-dependent protein catabolic process; positive regulation of proteasomal ubiquitin-dependent protein catabolic process. Gene Ontology annotation, molecular function: zinc ion binding; ubiquitin conjugating enzyme binding; ubiquitin protein ligase activity. The record is from RefSeq and is a predicted model, not a curated record. NCBI's taxonomy places the organism in Eukaryota, Metazoa, Chordata, Actinopteri, Salmoniformes, Salmonidae. Gene Ontology annotation, cellular component: ubiquitin ligase complex; cytoplasm. The transcript has 6 exons. The coding region runs from base 214 to 2064 and encodes 616 amino acids.